AUGCCUCUCGUCGAUCCAGUUACCAACAGUGCUGCCGGUGGCGAGGACAAGACCCAAGUGUGGAUGAGUAAAUUGGCUGGAAAGAAGAUCGGUGACUCCAGUGAUGAGACUACAUUCGCAAAGCAAGAUCUUCCCGAGGAGCAUAGAAUCAUUGAGCCUGGUUCGAUGGUUACCAAGGACUUCAAGGAGAACAGACUCAAUAUCCAUCUGAAUGAAGAUGGAACUGUUUCCCAUGUCAACCACCAAUAG
Molecule: messenger RNA, 249 nt
Organism: Botrytis sinoallii
Lineage: Eukaryota; Fungi; Ascomycota; Leotiomycetes; Helotiales; Sclerotiniaceae
Exons: 3
Coding region: 1-249 (82 amino acids)
Source: RefSeq, a predicted model, not a curated record